Molecule: messenger RNA, 1642 nt
Organism: Lolium rigidum
Lineage: Eukaryota; Viridiplantae; Streptophyta; Magnoliopsida; Poales; Poaceae
Exons: 9
Coding region: 43-1392 (449 amino acids)
Source: RefSeq, a predicted model, not a curated record
UUCUUCUCCGCUUUCCACCUCCAAGCUCGCUAGCUCGCACCAAUGGCCAGUUCCGGGCUCGUCCCCCUCCUCGUUCUCCUCCUCGUCGCCCCCUCCCUCAGCGCGCCGCCCAACGCCACAGCCGUGGUGUCCAGGAUCGCAUUCGGCUCCUGCGCGAACCAGAGCGCGCCUCAGCCCGUGUGGGAAGCUAUCUUGGGGUUCGACCCACAGGUCUUCAUCUGGCUCGGGGACAACGUCUACGGGGACAACAAGCGCCCGUCCCGGGUCUUCGGGAGGGACCGGACGGUGGGGCCAUGGAGGAACCUGCCGCGGUUCUACCCGGCGACGGAGGAGGAGCUGCGGAGGAAGUACGAGCUGGGCAAGGCCGUUCCGGGGUACGCCAAGCUGAGGGAGACGGCCCAGGUGAUUGGAACAUGGGAUGACCAUGAUUACGGAUUGAAUGAUGCAGGAAAGGAAUAUAGUGGGAAAGUAUUUAGUCAAAGGCUUAUGUUAGAUUUCUUGGAUGAAGCUGAAGAUAGUUCACGGAGGAAACAAGCUGGUGUUUAUGCCUCAUACAUGUAUGGUCCUGAAGGAAAACGGGUGAAGGUAAUUAUGUUAGACACUAGAUAUCACAGAGAUCCACUUUUAAGUGAUGGAACUAUACUUGGAGAUCCUCAGUGGCAGUGGUUGGAGAGGGAGCUGCACGGUCCUCCGUCAGAGAUCACCAUCAUUGGAUCUUCAAUUCAGGUAGUAUCCAAUCUUUCUGCCACCACAGGACCUUUAUUCUAUGUGGAGUCCUGGGCACGCUUUCCAAGGGAGAGAGAACGUCUGUUUCGACUGAUCGAUAGCAGUAAGAGAAAUGGUGUAUUAUUUAUCAGUGGAGAUGUUCAUUUUGGAGAAAUCGCUCGUUUUGACUGUGGUGCUCGAUAUCCAUUAUAUGAUAUUACCUCUAGUGGUCUUACCCAAUCCGUCGAGAAUUCUGUUCCAGCAAUAUUUCAGUCUGUUAUGAGACUCCUGGCUUGGCUAACACCAACCCCCAUGCGAGUCUUCAACCCUAAUUGCCGUCACAAAUCAUGCUCGUAUGGUCAACCAAAUUUUGGAGCAAUUGAGAUAGAUUGGGGUGCAGUACCUCCCAAGAUUAAAGUUGAACUAAAAGAUUUACAGGGUAAUUCUGUUGCUGGUGUGGAGUUCCCUAUAUCCGAACUGAAGCGAUCAGAUGGGCAUUUGAACAAAAAACAAGGGCGUUCUUUUGAACGGCAUUGUAAUCUUGAAACAGAGCUUCCAUGGUUGGUACGGCGCCGCCUUGCUCUGCUGUUCAUUGGCACCAUUGCUGUUUUUGUUGUAGCUGCGGUGCUGUUUGGAGUCGCCUGCUUUUCAGCUACUAAUAUGGUCACUAAGUACAAGGUGGCAUAGCUUGGCAGUACAGAAGAUUUCGGUCUGACUACACUUGGAAAAACUGAAUUAGACACUGACCAGGGAUGUUCACGGGCUAAGGAUCACUAUGGCAUUUGAAUGUAAAUAUUGCAUGCUGUGCAUCGUACACAUCACGGAACUGAUACGUGUAACGUGGGUACGACGAAUUUUUGUGUAGUAUCUUGUCGAAGUUGUCUCAUGGAAAUUCAUUUGGUUGAUGAUGAAUGGAUAUGUACUGCAUUUUUGUGCC